ACAAUUUAACCCAUAUCCCAUAGUCGCCUUCUACGACACCCACGGGAAGAAAGGGGGUGGUGAAAUUCUUAACCCGUCACCACACAUGCCCACAAUAUAGAUAUAUUAUCAAUAUAGAUAUUAUUUAAUACGUGGCGCUAAAAAAUCGAGUAAAAUCUUUACCCAGCCCCCAACCCUUUGAUCCUUAAACAACAGUACUGAUACAAGGACACAAGAUGUAAAUUCCUUCAGCAACACGCAUCGUUCAGGAUGCGUUCCGCCGCUCCGCCGCGUAUAAAAACGCGGGCCGCCUGCAAUCCUCACACUUCGUCUAACGAACAAAAUGAACACCUACGUUGCUUUGACUUGCCUGCUGGCCGUGGUUGGCAUGAGCCAUGGUGGAGCCAUCGGGGCUGCGGGUCUCGGCUAUGGUCUGGGCGGUUUAGGUCUGGGAGGCCUCGGCUGGGGCGCGCCCAUCGUCAGCGCUCCGAUCCUGGCUCCCGCCGUCUCCACCGCCAACCUCAUCAAGGCCGCCCCCAUCCCCGUCAUCAAGACCGUCUCUGCUCCCAUCAUCUCCAGCCCCGUGAUCAGCACCGUCGGUCUCGGCGGCUGGGGCGGUCUCGGCUGGGGCGGUCUCGGCUGGGGCGGUCUGGGCGUCGGCGGUCUCGGCAAGGGCGUGUGGUCCGGCGUACCCGUCAACUCGUGGGGCUACGGUCUCGGAGGCAAGGGCCUCGGUUGGCAUUAAAUGAAGACGAAGUGUUUCUUUCUAUCUCUCUUCGCCGCCACACUUUAAUAAAGCAUUCACUGUA
Leguminivora glycinivorella is the source of this 788-nucleotide messenger RNA. RefSeq names its product elastin-like. The transcript has 4 exons. NCBI's taxonomy places the organism in Eukaryota, Metazoa, Arthropoda, Insecta, Lepidoptera, Tortricidae. The coding region runs from base 323 to 724 and encodes 133 amino acids. The record is from RefSeq and is a predicted model, not a curated record.